Molecule: messenger RNA, 1755 nt
Organism: Mirounga angustirostris (Northern elephant seal)
Lineage: Eukaryota; Metazoa; Chordata; Mammalia; Carnivora; Phocidae
Gene: DNAJB11
Product: DnaJ heat shock protein family (Hsp40) member B11
Exons: 10
Coding region: 279-1355 (358 amino acids)
Biological process (GO): protein maturation; protein folding
Cellular component (GO): endoplasmic reticulum
Molecular function (GO): misfolded protein binding
Source: RefSeq, a predicted model, not a curated record
ACUGCGCUGAUUGGCUGCGAGGCGCCGGCCGCGUGUGAUGUCCCGGGCAGCGAUUGGCUCUCGCCUGCUGGGGGCUUCUCUCACGGGGACUCGGGACUCCCGGGAAGUGGACUGGGCAGAGGAGGGGGCGAGCUAGCUGUCGCUCCGGACCAAGGAGGAGACCCCGGUGUGAGGCGGCCUCUCAGCGCCGGGUGGUCUGGUGAGCCGACGCGGCGGCGGCGGAGGCUCUGAGGAGCGCGUGGGCUAGGGACCGGCACAGAGGGCGGCACCGAGAAACCAUGGCCCCGCAGAACCUGGGCACCUUCUGCCUGUUGCUCCUGUACCUCCUCGGGGCCGUGAUCGCCGGGCGAGAUUUCUAUAAGAUCUUAGGGGUGCCUCGCAGUGCCUCUAUAAAAGACAUUAAAAAGGCCUACAGGAAACUAGCGCUACAGCUUCAUCCUGACCGGAACCCUGAUGAUCCUCGAGCUCAGGAGAAAUUCCAGGAUCUAGGUGCUGCUUAUGAGGUUCUGUCAGAUAGUGAGAAACGGAAACAAUAUGAUACUUAUGGUGAAGAGGGAUUAAAAGAUGGUCAUCAGAGCUCCCAUGGAGACAUUUUUUCUCACUUCUUUGGAGAUUUUGGUUUCAUGUUUGGAGGAACUCCUCGUCAGCAAGACAGGAAUAUUCCAAGAGGCAGUGAUAUUAUUGUAGAUCUAGAAGUCACUUUGGAAGAAGUAUAUGCAGGAAAUUUUGUGGAAGUAGUUAGAAACAAACCCGUGGCAAGGCAGGCUCCGGGCAAACGAAAAUGCAACUGCCGGCAAGAGAUGCGGACUACCCAGCUGGGCCCAGGUCGCUUCCAGAUGACCCAGGAGGUGGUCUGUGACGAGUGCCCUAAUGUCAAACUAGUGAAUGAAGAACGAACACUGGAGGUAGAAAUAGAACCUGGGGUGAGAGAUGGCAUGGAGUACCCCUUUAUUGGAGAAGGUGAGCCUCAUGUGGAUGGAGAGCCAGGGGACCUGCGGUUCCGAAUCAAAGUUGUCAAACACCCAAUAUUCGAAAGGAGAGGAGAUGAUUUAUACACAAAUGUGACAAUCUCACUAGUCGAGUCUCUGGUGGGCUUUGAUAUGGAUAUUACUCACUUGGAUGGCCACAAGGUACAUAUUUCCCGGGAUAAGAUCACCAGACCAGGAGCCAAGCUAUGGAAGAAAGGUGAAGGGCUCCCCAACUUUGACAACAACAACAUCAAGGGCUCUUUGAUAAUCACUUUCGAUGUGGAUUUUCCAAAAGAACAGUUAACAGAGGAAGCAAGAGAAGGUAUCAAACAGCUACUGAACCAAGCAUCAGUGCAGAAGGUAUACAAUGGACUGCAAGGAUAUUAAGAGUGAAUAAAAUUGGACUUUGUUUAAAAUAAGUGGAUCAGCGAUAUUUAUUAUCUACAGGGGUUUUUUUGUGUUGUGUUUUUGUUCUUAUUUUCAAUAUGCAAGUUUGGCUUAAUUUUUUUCUCCUAAUGAUUGUCAUGAGAUGAAUUAAGAGGGCUUAAGAAUUUGUCCAUUUGUGUUCAGAAAAGAACGACCAGCAAAAGGUUUAAUAAUACCUCUCCCUUUGGGGAUUUAAUGUCUGGUGCUGCUGCCUGAGUUUCAAGAAUUAAAGCCGCAAGAGGACUCCAGGAGCAAAAGAAACACAAUAGAAAGGGUUGGAGUUAAUUGUUAGCUAUUUCAUUCAAAAUGCCAACUGGAGAAGUCUGUUUUUAAAUACAUUUUGUUGCUAUUUUUUUCUUGA